Messenger RNA from Topomyia yanbarensis, 3205 nucleotides. Its product is annotated as pyrokinin-1 receptor-like. Lineage: Eukaryota; Metazoa; Arthropoda; Insecta; Diptera; Culicidae. The coding region runs from base 250 to 1629 and encodes 459 amino acids. Gene Ontology annotation, biological process: neuropeptide signaling pathway. Gene Ontology annotation, molecular function: neuropeptide receptor activity. The transcript is spliced from 7 exons. The record is from RefSeq and is a predicted model, not a curated record. Gene Ontology annotation, cellular component: plasma membrane.
GUUGAUUUAUAAUACAUAUAAGUAAUAGAACAAUUCAAGAGCAGAACUAUGUGGCAUAGAGCUUAAGAGUAUUUUAAUAGUCAUUAUGACUUGUGCAAAACUGAAAAUAUGGAAAAACGCGUGCAAUAUGACUUAUUUUAACAUAAGAAAAAGUGAUGAAGGAAAAGCUUUAGUAUAAACGAUUUACUUCCGAAUCAAGUUUUCUAAAUAUACUCUCACUGCGUUCUAACUCCCUUCAUUGAAGUGAACAUGUUCAACGAAUAUCUUGAAAAUCUGAGUGAAUCUAGUAAUCAAAAUAGAAGCGCCAACGGAAAUCAUAAUGUUUCAAACAACUAUGAAAUACGCGAUUCCCUGUGGAUUGUAAUACCAAUAAGCAUCAUAUAUUCAACUAUCUUUGUGGUUGGGGUACUUGGCAAUGUGAUAACUUGCAUCGUAAUAUCAAGAAAUAAAACUAUGCACAGUACAACUAAUUACUAUUUAUUUAGUUUAGCAAUUUCAGAUCUUCUAUUGUUACUAUCAGGAGUGCCACAAGAAAUUUACUUUAUUUGGUAUCGCUACCCAUAUCCCUUCAACAACAAUACUUGCAUGCUUCAAGGUUUUGCAGCGGAAACUUCAGCAAAUGCAACUGUUCUGACCAUCACAGCAUUUACGGUAGAGAGAUACGUUGCAAUUUGCAGACCCUUCAAAUCGCGCACAAUGUCAAAAUUAUCUCGAGCUAUACGAUAUAUUCUCGCUAUUUGGAUCAUAUCGAUGUGCUUGGCAGUUCCACAGACAUUGGCAUUGCAAAUUGACGAAGAAUUCAGCACCUGUACCGUUCGGUGGGAUCAGCAACUGCACGUGUUCACUAUAUCGACGGUGAUUGUGUUUGUGAUCCCGAUGUGUGUGCUAACCAUUCUAUAUAUUCUGAUCGGAUUACAACUUCGCCGCUCGAAAGUUUUGCAACGUAGAAUAAUUCAUAGCAGUAGUGUACGUUUUAAGCACAGCAUUUACAAGAAAUGCUCUCACAGGACUUCUACGAUCGUUGACUAUCAAAAAAAAUCACUGCAACACAUUAGCGAAAAUACGCGCAAUUCCGUCAUAAUGCAACAACAUUUGAAGGCUAAGCUAUCCAUCAAUAUCAAUACCAGAAACAGCAACUUUGGAUCUAUGAGUUAUAAUAAUAUAGUGCAUAAACGCAGUCUAAUGCACUCUAUACUGAAACAAACUAACUCGCUAUCGUCUGAUGAUGGUCGAAUUAAUUAUUCCAACCGAGCGCAUAACAGCCGGCACGUCAUAAAAAUGUUGGUUGCUGUUGUAAUUGCUUUUUUCCUCUGUUGGGCACCAUUUCACGCCCAGCGAUUAUUUGCUGUGUAUGGCAACGAUCAAAAUCACAACGAAGCAAUUCGAAAGGCUUACGAAAUUUUAACUUACAUAUCCGGUAUUCUAUAUUUUGUAUCCACAUGUAUAAAUCCCGUGUUGUACAAUGUAAUGAGCCAUAAAUUUCGAAAUGCUUUUAAGAUGCAUGAACAUGAUGAUCCAAAUAUCGAAGCAUUCGGACUACUAUAUCUAUUAUAUCUACUUAUCCGGAAACGUUUAUGUUGCUGGAAAUAUUUACAAAUUGUUUCAGUUACCAUUCUGGCCUUUUAUUAAUACAAUCGCAUUUUUUAGGAAUGUAUCCAAACGCUCAAAUUCCGAUAGUUCGUUCCCAAAGAAUACUUGUUGUGGAUCCCAUGAAUCGUUGCAGUAACCAGACGCAAUGUUAACCAAGCUUAAAUAGUAUAAUUGAGGCUCAAGAAAUAAGUGAAUUAAGAUCUAAAAUCUACAACCUUCCACAUUACAUAAGGAAUAGGAAUAUCCCAAAUCUAUCUUAAUAUCUUUAUUCAUCUCAUUAUCAGUUGAUUCCAUUUCACACAAGGAAAAAAGCAUAACUAACUCACGUCAAAUUUCACCACGUUAAUGAAAGUAACCACAACAAUCCCGUACAAACGAUAAUUCGGAGAAAUCAUCCCACGAGUCGUAACUAUUCUGUAAUUGUAUACUAUACAUCAUACAUUCAACUCAAAUAUUAGUGUAAAGAAUCGCCACAUACAAAAAAAUAUCACUUCUCCGAAUCGGAUACGUACACGAAUGAUAGUUAUUGGAAAGCUACCCGUUGAAUCUUGUGAAGCUCAACGACUAUACAGGACUUUCACAUGAAAGCUGCGUCGGUUUAGGUGAUAAGCUUUACAGGAAAGUAAAUACAUAUUUUGAAAGCUAUUUAAAAAAGUACAUCAACAAGGAAAAAGCUCUGUAACUAUCCAAUAUCCACCCAAAAGCUUUAUGCACAAACGCUACGUUUAUGUCUAGGGUUUCCAUCUAGGAGGUAAGAGUGUCGGUUGAACAAUGAACAUUCUGACAGAGAGCAAUUUUGGCAAGGAUCGUUAACAAGUCAGUCUUCCUUUAGUCACAUUUAUUUUAAAUGAAACUGCAAUCAUAUUUUAUAACUUUUUCAAGACUAUGUUUUUUUCAAGAUGUAAAAAAUAUUUUUAUUCAAAUCGUCUAUAAUCGAAAUUUUAAAAAGAAUUAAAAUAUGAAUGAUUUGAUACCAAUGACAGAAUGCCUUAAGACUAUCUUCAAUAUAAAAUUUACAUGUGCAUCGCACAUUUACAUCUACAAAAUUGAAGACAAUUCAUCAAGCACUUUAAUAAAGUUCGAAGAUGUACCCAAAAGUCUGCCCUUUUAUGCGAUGUAUUUUGUACGAUCUACCUAAGUGAAAAAGAUAGAAAAUAAAGAUUUAAGACACCGCCAACUUGCUCCGGGCUUCCCUACAAAAACAAAAGAAUGAUUAAUUAAUUAACGAGCCUGCGUGGAACUGCUCUUUAUCAAACAAUACAAUGCAUAACCGACAGUUGGUCAUAUAUACUUGUAGAACAGAACUACAAAGUGUCAAAUCUAGUAUGUACAUCGUUUGUCCCGUAACGCGUUGCUGAGUAUUACCCGAACUUGAUACACAACUGGUGAUCAAUAUUCUGUUCAAACUAGGAAAUGGUACGUUUUGAUGAAUAGUAUAUAGUAACGAGUAUGUGUAAUGUUACGUGAAAAAAUAUCUUGACAACAUCUGUAGGCACACUUGAAUCAAUAAACUCCAUUAAGAUACUGUUCCCUUAUUUUGAAGCACAUCUUAAAAGUAUAUGUAUUUCACAAAUAAAUGAAGCGUAUUAGAAUGAACCAUGUUUGAGGUACAUAU